This is a messenger RNA of Microthlaspi erraticum, 435 nucleotides long. The record is from the annotation of a GenBank genome assembly. NCBI's taxonomy places the organism in Eukaryota, Viridiplantae, Streptophyta, Magnoliopsida, Brassicales, Brassicaceae.
AUGUCUAGUAGGCAACUAGAUCUUUGGAAGUUGAAACAGAAAAAGAAGAAACAACAAACUGUGGAUGGAUCUUCUGGGUCUGUGUCUCAAGAAUGGUUUAUGCCUGAAAAGGUGAGUGGCUUUUAUGGCCUACUCUUUGAAUUUGCUAACAAACGAUUUGUUGUUCAUGAACUGGUUAUGCUGGUGGAGGAUGUUGAUUUUUAUUUUGAAGAAGUGCCCUUAACUCCUCCUAAAGACGAAGUUGACUGUGUAGCAGAUGAUGCCAUCAAGAUUCCAAAAGACAAGCUAGGAGACAUGUUGGCACAAGUGAUGAAGGAUAAUGGGAUUCGUCGCGAGGACAUCCGACGCGUCAAAGAUGGUGAUGAAACACGCUUUGGAUAUGUCACUUGUGACACUGAGACCGGAGUUGAGGAGAUUGUGCUUUUCAAGAAAUGA